UGACAUGCAGCGUAUCACCCUUGAGGAGCUGAAACACAUCCUGUUCCACGCCUUCAGAGACCACCUGACCAUGAAGGACAUCGAGAACAUCAUCAUCAACGAGGAGGAGAGCCUCAACGAGAACUCGGGACACUGUCAGGCAGACUUUGAAGGAAUCCAUUCUAAAAAUAAGAACCGGCAGACGUGCGUGAGGAAGAGUCUGAUCUGCGCUUUCGCCAUGGCCUUCAUCAUCAGUGUCAUGCUCAUCGCAGCCAAUCAAAUGCUGCGGAACGGCCUGGAGUAGCCACGCCCGGCCACGCCCACUCUGAGCGGGAAAAACAAACCUGCAUGUGCAUGAUGACAGUGGGUGAGGUCAUUUCCAGUUUCUUUAGAAGAAAAAAAAAACUUCAAAAAUGCCUCACUGAUGGUGACUUGCAAACAAAGAACACUGACUGAUGAACCACCAUAUUUUUCUGAGUGAAUGACAGUCCGACAUCCAACGACACUGAGAAGCCAGCAUGAGGAGGCCAGCGAGACCCCUCAUAACCCCUUUACUCUGGCAGGGACAUUCAAGGGCUGACUUUCGCUUACUCUGCUGUCUCUGUUCCCUAAUGCAAUAAAAAUACAAGUACAGGAGUUCAGUACUCUUCUUCUCUUCCCUUCCCUACCCAGAGUCUUCAUAUGAAGGUACUUCAGAAGGCAAUUUUAACUUCUUGCCUCAGAAGGCAGAAUUCAUGGUGGAUUGAGACAGGCCCUCAGUGUAUCUGUAUAAGGCAGCAUCCUUGUAGAUUGAGACAUAUCCUCAAUUGUAUCUGUGUGAGAGAGAUUGGAGUUAGGAGUGCCUCCUGCGCUGCAGCCUGAUGAGCCUGAAGAGCUACGGGAUGCA
Molecule: messenger RNA, 865 nt
Organism: Oncorhynchus gorbuscha (pink salmon)
Lineage: Eukaryota; Metazoa; Chordata; Actinopteri; Salmoniformes; Salmonidae
Product: calcium-binding protein 8-like
Exons: 2
Coding region: 5-283 (92 amino acids)
Source: RefSeq, a predicted model, not a curated record